Molecule: messenger RNA, 1667 nt
Organism: Apis florea (little honeybee)
Lineage: Eukaryota; Metazoa; Arthropoda; Insecta; Hymenoptera; Apidae
Product: neuronal acetylcholine receptor subunit alpha-10
Biological process (GO): monoatomic ion transmembrane transport
Cellular component (GO): postsynaptic membrane
Molecular function (GO): transmembrane signaling receptor activity; acetylcholine-gated monoatomic cation-selective channel activity
Source: RefSeq, a predicted model, not a curated record
AUGAUUCCAACCUUGUACAAGCAGCCAGUUUGUUUAACAUUCGUGUCUGCAUUGUUUGAAACGCCUGCGCGAAUUUUCUUGGGAAUAGAGGUGCGCUGUAGGGGUAGCGCGGGAUUCAGGGUCGAAAUUGCACGGUGGUUGAAAAGCAUCGGAUACCAGUCGAGGACAGGCGGUCUCGCGUUUAAGUGGUCUAUCAAUUCCAUGUCGCCUUUGGUCCUGUUCCUUCAUUACGGAGUUUUGGCCAUCAUUUUCGGGAACGGUUUUGGGGAUGAACACGAAUAUAGAUUGACGAAAUAUCUGCUCGAUGGAUACGACGCCGGUGUACGGCCAGCCGAGAAUUCCUCCCAACCCCUGGCGGUCGUCUUUGGUCUUUCUCUUCAUCACAUAAUCGACGUGGACGAGAAGAAUCAGAUACUGACGACCAAUUGCUGGGUGACACAGAUUUGGACGGACCAUCACCUGAAAUGGAACGCCUCGGAGUUCGCUGGGAUCCGAGUGAUCCGUGUUCCUUACAAUCGCGUCUGGAGGCCGGACACGAUUCUCUACAACAACGCCGAUCCGCAAUACAGCUCGGCAGUCAUCAAUACGAACGUGAUAGUGAGUCACACGGGGGAAGUGGUGUGGCUGAGCCAUGGGAUAUUUCGCAGCAGCUGCGACAUCGACGUCGAGUUCUUCCCUUUCGACGAGCAACGGUGCGUGUUGAAAUGGGCCUCCUGGACGUACGAUGGAUAUCAAUUGGAGCUGGAGAAGCAAAGCGAGCAAGGAGACGUGAGCAAUUAUCAAGCGAACGGUGAAUUCGACCUGGUCAAUUUCUCCGCGAGAAGGAACGUGGAGUAUUACUCUUGCUGUCCGGAACCGUAUCCGGACAUCACUUACGAGAUACGACUCCGACGUCGGCCCAUGUUCUACGUCUUCAAUCUGAUACUUCCCUGCAUACUCAUCAACAGUGUCGCCCUGUUGGUAUUCUACGUGCCGUCUGAAUCGGGGGAGAAAGUCACCCUCGGGAUUUCGGCCCUACUCUCUAUGACGGUCUUCCUAAUGACUAUUCGCGAGUCACUGCCGCCCACGGAGAAAACACCAUUAAUAAGUCUUUAUUACGGAGUCAGUAUAUGCCUGGUGACAUUCGCUUCAGCGUUAGCGGUGGUCACUUUGAAUCUUCAUCACCGCGGUGUUCGAGGUACCAGAGUACCUGGUAUCGUUAGAUCAUUGGUCUUGGACAAGCUCGCCAGGAUAGUGCUCCUCAACUUUCAGGAGGAGAGAAGAUCGGAACCGGUCGAACCGCCAAGAAGAAAAAACAAUUGUCCGCUGCACUGCAAACCGGAGCUGGCCCAAUCGCAAUCGUCGCCCAAGUUCGUAACUAGGAGGGAGGAAAGUAAUAGCAGCAGUCCCAGUUUAGAUCUUGGAAAAGAAGGUGGCCUUGAAGCUCAAUGGUCACGCGUGCUAGGGAGAGUGCACGCGACGAUCGAGAGAAACGAGAAACGACUGGCGGAGCAGGAUCGUCGCGAACGAAUGGUUGAUUGGAAACAGGUCGCGUUGGUCAGCGAUCGAGCGCUUCUUUGCGUCUUUUUUUUGACGACGAUCGUCAGCACUACGGUCAUCCUGUGUGGUUCUCCGCCAAGCACGAACAUUGCCAAACAGGGUUAAGAUAGGGAAAGGACGAUGGUAGA